This is a messenger RNA of Phaedon cochleariae (mustard beetle), 4360 nucleotides long. The record is from the annotation of a GenBank genome assembly. Lineage: Eukaryota; Metazoa; Arthropoda; Insecta; Coleoptera; Chrysomelidae.
GUUGGUGUUGAUCGGUUGUAUGAGCUUAGAAAUCAGAAUCAGUGACAAUGAUUCAUGGGAAAUCGUUAGAUUGAUCUCAUUUUGGUAUUGAGCAAUAAAGAAUGAACAGUUUCAAAAAUUUUCCUCUUAUUUUUCUUCUAUUUGCGGUGGCCGAAAUCGACGCAAAAUGCAGAUUGUAUGGCAACUGCAAUCAAGACUCGAAAGGCCACUACCAAUAUUGCCCCCAUCUAUUCGGAGGCAUAGACCCACGACCGCUGAACAAAACAUCUGACGACUACGAUGAGGCUGUGAAUGUUCUCCAGACAUUUUGUCCAUUUUACUUGGAUGAAAAUGGCGAACCUGAAUCGUUGUGCUGCGACAUUGAUCAGAUUUUGGAAAUGGCAGUUGGUUUCAAAAAUGCUGCCCCCUAUCAGAGAUGCGACAGCUGCUACACCAACAAUUUGAAUUUCUACUGUAUAAUGACUUGUGCUCCCAACCAAAAAGACUUUAUCCUCAGUUAUCAUACAGCAUUGAAUUGGACUACAUUUAAAUCAUAUGUUGACGAAAUUGAAAUCAGCAUCAACGAGAAAAUGUUGAACGAUACUUACGAAUCUUGCAAAGACGUUUCGAUGCCAUCAUCAGGAGGUACAGUAAUGUCAAGUGCAUGUGGUUCCUAUGGAGCUACCUGGUGCAAUCCUCUUAGGUGGUAUGAAUUUGCUACUGAUCCAGAUCAAAAUCCUAUUACUCCUUUCAAAAUCACCUAUCAGGUUGUGAAUGACAGUGUUGUAGGUGCAGUGAAUCAAGAAACUGUUCCUUGUAAUGAAGCAUAUCAUGGCAAAUUGGCAUGCGCUUGUAUGGACUGCCCUUCCAGUUGUUCCGACAACGUCUACAGUCCUUUGGAUGUGGGAGGACAACUUUUGUUCGGACUGUUCGACUUGUGGUCCUUUAUCCUAGGGUGCGUUUUGUUCGUGUUUGUCCUAUGUGUCGUGAUGGCAAUUUUGCUACUGAGGCAUCGGUACCUGACUAGUGGACUGAGACCUUGUAGUUGUGGAUUGGAUAGAACAAUUAAGAAGAUUAGAAAAUGUGGUGAUACAAUUCACGAGAUAUUGGGAGAUUGCUUUUACGUUUUGGGAACAACGAUUGCCGAAGAAAAACUGAAAGUGUUGGGUAUGUGCGCCGUAGUCAUAGCGGUCCUAUCGGGCGGUAUCACCUUUUUGAAGGUGACCACUGACCCCGUGGAACUUUGGGCAGCUCCGAACAGCCAAAGUCGCUUAGAGAAGGAUUUCUUCGACCAGAAUUUCGGACCUUUCUACCGGACCAACCAGAUUUUCAUCAAGACAGUGGGCAUCGAUCCGUUCGAGUUUACCUCCGAAUAUGGUGGUAAUGUCACAUUAGGCCCUGCGCUCGAUGCAACAUUCCUGAAAGAAGUAUUCAAACUGCAAAAAAUGAUAGAAAAUAUAACAAUCGAAGCAAAAGGUGACGAUGGAAAUGUAUUGAGAAAGGGCCUGGAGAAUAUUUGUUUCGCCCCGCUGCGCACCGUUUAUUCUGGACCAGCCACUGUCGAUGAAUGUACAGUCAUAUCUCUGUUAGGACUUUUCAACAACGAUAUCAGUAACUUCGAGAAAAAUACCACCAAGUCCUAUGAAACUAUUGUUGGUUGCCUUCGGGCUCCUUACACCAUAAAUUGUUUGGCCCCGUACGGAGGCCCCAUUAUACCAGGUGUCGCGAUGGGCGGUGGUUCGGAAAGCCUCAAUUUUUUGGACUCUACCGGUAUCAGUCUCACUUUUUUGACAUCAAAUUAUGUGGAUAAAAGCGAACUCACAGACACUCUGGAAUGGGAGAAAAAAUUUAUUUCAGCGCUGAAACAGUAUGACGAUAAUGACAGACCAUCUUUCAUGGACAUUGCAUACAGUGCAGAGAGAUCUAUACAGGACGAAAUCGAAAAUUUGUCCAAAUCCACCGUCUCGACCAUCGUGUUGAGUUACGCUGUGAUGUUCGUUUAUAUAACGCUGGCAUUGGGAAAAAUAACAAACUGGAGAUAUUUUUUCUAUGAAUCCAAGUUUUCCUUGGGUUUGGGAGGAAUUGUGAUAGUAUUUAGCGCUGUCGGAUGUUCCAUAGGGAUAUGUGGAUAUUGUGGUUUGACGACCACCAUGUUAACCAUCGAGGUGAUACCGUUUCUCGUACUUGCUGUUGGUGUGGACAACAUUUUUCUCAUAGUUCAAACGCAUCAAGAAAAAACUAGGGAUAAAAACAAGUCGGUCACGGAGACCGUCGCAGACACCAUGGGAAAAAUUGGCCCCAGCAUCCUACUGACCAGUUCCACGGAAAUAUUUUGUUUCGGGAUAGGUGCUCUGUCUUCUAUGCCGGCUGUCAAGACUUUCGCCAUCUACUCCACCGUGGCUGUGUUUUUUGAUUUUCUUUUCCAAAUGACCGCCUUUGUAGCAUUAUUGACUCUGGACGAACAAAGAUACGAGAAAAAUUUACUGGAUGUGCUUUGCUGCCUGAAAAUCAAAACUAAUGACGAAAAGAUAGACAGAUGUGGUUUUCUGGAGAGAUUCUGGAGGGAAUAUUACGUGCCAGCGGUUAUGAAAUUCCCAGUUAGAAUUAUCAUUGUGGUACUUUUCACAUGUUUAUUGUGUGGUUCGAUUUUGCUGGCACCUAAAAUAGACAUAGGGUUGGACCAAGAAUUAUCAAUGCCAAAAGGAAGUCAUGUUCUCAAGUACUUUCAAUUUCUGAAGGACCUACUGAGAGUAGGCGUACCUGUAUACUGGGUGACAAAGGGGCAUGUGGACUAUUUCGAUCCGGAAAUAUCGAACAGGUUGUGUGGCAGUUCAGAGUGUUCUCCACAUUCUGUUAGCACGCAAAUAUACAUGGCAGCAUCGAAACAAAACAUCACGUACCUAUCGAUCCAAGCCAACUCUUGGCUGGACGACUUCAAAGAGUGGAGCCAAACGGAAGGGUGUUGCAAGUACUUCGAUGAGAACGAGUACUUUUGCCCUCACACUUACAAUGAAGGCUGCAGCCCUUGCGACUACGCGUCGGUGAACAAAACGAAAAGCAUCUCCCAGUACGACUACUAUCGGACGUAUCUGCCGCACUUUUUGAACGACAAUCCGAAUCCGUCUUGUGCCAAAGGGGGACAUGCAGCCUAUGCCAGAGGGAUGAACUAUAUAUCAGAUGACAAAGGUGUCACCAACAUUGUUUCCUCGAAUAUCAUGUCUUACCACUCCAUCGUGAAAACAUCUUCCGAUUACAUAGAAGCGCUAAGAUAUGCUAGGUUCAUCGCUCGCAACUUGACAGAGACUUUGAAUGUGGCUGGCGUUGAGAUUUUUCCAUACAGUGUAUUUUACGUGUAUUUCGAGCAGUACCUGACCAUCUGGCAGGAUACCCUUGGUUCCCUGGCCUACUCCAUACUGUGCGUUUGGCUAACGACGUUCCUUUUGACAGGAUGCAGCAUUUUCUCGUCUCUGUCCAUAACGGUUACCGUGGUCAUGAUCAUCACGAACAUGUUGGGCAUGAUGUGGCUGUGGGACAUCUCUCUGAAUGCCAUUUCAUUGGUCAAUCUCGUCAUGAGUGUGGGGAUAUCUGUUGAAUUUUGUGGUCACAUUGUCCAUUCAUAUGAGCAUUCAGAGAAAGAAAGUUCAGUUGAAAGAGCUACUGACGCUUUGGCAACCACUGGCAUUAAGGUCAUCAGUGGCAUCACUUUGACGAAAUUUUGUGGAAUAAUCGUGUUGGCGUUCGCAAAUUCAGAAAUUUUCAAGAUUUUCUAUUUCCGGAUGUAUAUGGGGAUAGUCGUUAUUGGUGCUCUACAUGGUCUCAUCUUUUUGCCAGUAUUUUUGAGUUUCGUAGGUUUGAUAAAAUAUCCACUGGUUGGAAGUCAAUCUCAAAGUGAGGGAAUCGUCCCAGAUGACAGGAACAGCAUUUCUCACAUUGGUUGAUAUCAAUCAUAUCUCUUCGAAAUCAAUAGAUCAACAGACAGAGCCGGAUUUAGAGGUCUGGAGACCCUGGGGCAACAAAAGAGUGGAGGCCCCUUGGCUCCUAAUUGUUUUCCAUUUGUAAUUAACAAAUUUCUCGGUCAAUAUUUUUUUGGGAAACCAACUCGAUCAUUUGAAAUAUACAGGAACUUUUCUUCUCAUUUUGACCUCAGCAACAUGCUCCUGUAAUUUUUACGCAUACUUAAGAAACACCCGGUAGAAAUAUUGUCAAAAACAAGAAUUAUCUGAUAGAAAGUUUUGUCCCAUCGGGCUGCAGCCUGAGAUGCCCUCCCCUAAAUCCGGCACUGUCAACAGAGUAAUCUUAAGCUGCAUGAACUUAGUAUUUAUUUUAGUGCUUCAUUUUAUAUUACAGUAUGUAAACUGAAUAAUAAACAGAGUUACAUUUU